Messenger RNA from Cuscuta campestris, 2153 nucleotides. NCBI's taxonomy places the organism in Eukaryota, Viridiplantae, Streptophyta, Magnoliopsida, Solanales, Convolvulaceae. The record is from the annotation of a GenBank genome assembly.
UUUAAAUGAUUUUAUUCACCUUGUAAAAGAAUGAGUUAAAAAUUAAAUUGGGGUAGGUACAAAGUAGCCGCAAACUACAAAGCCGCGCGCAGAAGUCAUACUCUGUACCACGGAGCUUUCCUUCUUCCUUUCUGCCUUUCUUCUUCAUCUUCAUCUUCUUCCCCUUAUUCUAUAUAUUCUCAUUGCAUUGUACGGCACAAUCUUUCCCACGCCUAUGGCCUACCCUGCAAUUCUGGCUUGUAUAUCUCAUGCGGGAAUUGAUUGGAAAUUUUUAGUUGGUCCCAGCAGAAUCGGGAGUGGGGACGAUGAAAUUUGGGGUUUUGGGGAUUCCGGGCUGAUUUGAAUUUCGAAGGAUCUGCGGGUUCUCGCUUCCGGGUUUUCUCUUCGAUUUACUGUGAAUUCGUACAGCGAUCAUCAUCAAUCGUGGGACGGGCAAUGGUUUGCCGUUGAAAUCCGGGUCUUGGGUCGGGUGAAGUAGGGUUUGAAGAGAGGGAAGAAUUAGGCAUAGAUAGCUGCGGGAGGGGUGCGACGGAUUCGCAGGGGGAAAACGGAGGGGGCGGCUGUGUUGGUGUUGUGGAGUGUUUGUUGGAUGUAGCAAGGGCCCUUCAAAUGGGGUCCUGCUUCUCUUGUUCCGAAAGCAGGAGCCCUCUGCCUUCUCCCAAUUCCCUUGGUGGGAGGAAGAGAAAGAGCUUCAAGGAGCGCUGCCCGUCUUCCUUUGACUAUCGGAAGGAAGAACAGUUGCAUAGGAUUCGGGGGCGGAGGUUCUUGAAUGGCUCCAGUGAGGUGGCUUCUCUCUUUACUCAGCAGGGAAAGAAAGGGGCUAAUCAAGACGCAAUGCUCGUUUGGGAGAACUUUGGAUCAAGAGCUGAUACUGUUUUUUGUGGAGUCUUUGAUGGGCACGGUCCGUAUGGACAUAUGGUUGCGAAAAGAGUGAGGGAUUCUCUUCCCUUAAAAUUAAGUGCACUCUGGGAAGCUAACACUAAAAAUGAUGAUGUCCUUGCGGAGAUCAGUCAAAAUACUACAGGGAGCAUAAAUCCCGACAUUGAGGAAGUGUCAAUGGCGUCUAUGGAUGUUGAUCAAGUUCAUAAAAAUGGGGAUGCCAUUCAGACACUGAAAAAAUCCUUUCUGACGGCUUUUAAGGCCAUGGAUAGGGAACUGAGAACUACAAGUAUUGAUUGCUUUUGCAGCGGGACGACCACAGUAGCUCUCGUGAAACAGGGCCAAGAUCUUGUAAUUGGGAAUGUUGGGGACUCCAGAGCCAUAUUGGGUACAAGAGAUAAAGACAACUUUCUUACAGCUGUGCAGUUGACUGUGGAUCUCAAGCCUAAUCUUCCAGCGGAAGCAGAAAGGAUUCGAAAGUGUAAAGGACGUAUAUUUGCCCUACGUGAUGAGCCUGGUAUUGCACGAGUAUGGCUACCCAAUACAUAUUCUCCAGGCCUUGCCAUGUCACGGGCUUUUGGAGAUUUUUGUCUCAAGGAUUUCGGUCUCACCUCUGUACCCAAAAUUUCACACAGACGUUUAACACAGAAAGACGAAUUCAUCAUCUUGGCCACAGAUGGGAUAUGGGAUGUCCUUUCCAAUGAAGAGGCGGUGGAGAUUGUGGGUUCAGCCCCGACACGUUCAUCUGCAGCCAGAGUGCUGGUUGAAGCAGCAGUUCAGUCAUGGAGGACCAAAUACCCUACAUCUAGGGUCGAUGAUUGUGCUGUCGUCUGCCUCUUCCUGGAUGAUUCACCUACAAACGGUGCAUAUUCUGCCUCCUCCAACGACAAGGCCGUCCCCCUUGCGCCGAGCAGGGUCCACAACCACGAGAAUGGCGGAGAAAAGUGGCCUAGCACUCGAGGGGUGUCCCGCGUGGACACGCUAUUGACCUUGCCAAGAGUUGGAAGUGCCUGAGGAGGGGCAAAGAAGAGAAAUCCAUGUAGUUGGUGAGUUGAUUGAAGGUGUAGAUAUAUUUUUUUUUCUAAACCCCCAGUCUAAACUGCAUGCAUGUUCUGUCUUCAACAUUGAAAUACAAGUAAUGUACAUGAUUGAGUUUGUAUAUAUAUCAUGAGAGGGGUGUUGUAGGAUUGGAAAUAUGUUGUAUCAUAUAUUGUGCCACACCGUUUGCCUUUGUGAAAUUACUCUCCCGUCUCAAAUUAAGUUGCAUGUUUACU